Molecule: messenger RNA, 4628 nt
Organism: Dendronephthya gigantea
Lineage: Eukaryota; Metazoa; Cnidaria; Anthozoa; Malacalcyonacea; Nephtheidae
Source: RefSeq, a predicted model, not a curated record
GUUAGCAACAGGACGGCACACUGUGGAGCGCAGAAAUCAAAGUCGGUAUCAUAGGAGAUCUAAUCUCCUUGAAAAAAUGAAGAAGCAUAAGGAUAUAAAAGAUUUAAAGCCUUAAUUUAUUUCGGAGGCUUACAAAGAACAUGUUUUCGUACCUUUCGCGAGGAUAUGGCACUUGGGAGGGCAUUGCGAAGCUGGAGAAACCUGACUCGGCUAUUUCACCAAAUCCUGGAAACUUUGAUAUUUUACCACCAAUAAGAAGGGACCAGUACCAGUUUUACGACCAACAUUUUAACCAUGACAGACCAUACAGGUUCCAGGAAGAUUUAAAACUACCACAAGUGCCGAAGAAUGAGAAUGCUGUCCAUCUUCCAAAAACAUAUUCUACCAAGAGUGGAGCUUUGCUUCUCUACUCUGAAGGAUGUUUCAAGCCAGGGUCAAGAAGAUUGAAGAAAAGGCAGCGACGUCGGAGACAGAAGAUUGAACAAAGGAUCAGAACAAUGAAAGAUCUCAUAGACUUGAUCAUGGACUACAAAAAAAAUGGGUGCGACCCUUUAUUGCUUGAGCAACUGUGGCGACAUAUGAGUGGUAAUGCCAGAGAUGUGCAACCCGGCUACUCGCCAAAGAGAUACCUUGGCCACCUGAGUCACACAUUUGAUCCCGACCAGUGGAAACGACUUGUCGAAACAGGUUCACUGAAAAGUUUUGGCACUACAGACGAUAGCUACCUAUCAUUGUUACCAGAGUACGAUAACCAUCUAAACCAUCAACCACCUCCCUACAAAACAAUGUCGUUACCUCCAGUUUCACCAUCAAGCUCUAUGCUAGGAUCAUUUACAUUCUAUAAGCAAGCACUGUCAACAGGCGCUGCUUCAAUGGUUUCACUACCGUCUAUAGGCUCAGAAAAUAUUGACUCUGUUAAUGCUGACCACAUCUCAGUCAAAAGUGCUGCCACAUUUGCAGAUUCUCUUGCUGAGAGAUUAGCUGAGGUUGAGUCUGAGAACGGUUUCAAGAAAGACUAUGAAACAUUGACUGCCAAGGAAAAAGAAGAUCUUUUAACUCAAUUGUUAAUGGAUGUCACCUUGCACAAUCAAAGAGAAGUUAUUACAGUUCCCGUACACACCACAGAAAUGAAAAAAGAUCAAGCAUCGGACAGUACAGAAAUCUCUUAUGUCAGUGGCACUAAACCUUCAAAAUCACUUGAAUCACUGCCAAGUGAUAAUUCAGUGCAAAAAGCUUCUGUUGAAGAAAAAAGGUCUAGGACCAGCCAAACAAGGUCUUCAACAAGCAUGAACAGUGUUAAGACAGAUCGGAUGCAAAUGUCUGACAAAGGAUCAAGCAGUUCCAAAGCUGGUAAAAGAUCAAAAAGUUCAAAAUCUGAUAUUAAAUCAAGAAGUUCCAGAUCUGUCCCAAGUCAGAGUAGAUCUGUGUGUUCUUUACCACCGAUCACAGCUCCAAGAACGGACACUCCAGAUAAAGAUGAUCUGAAAAACAUUAGCGACAAUGUCAGUUUAUCAAGUUCACAUUCUGGUCUUGGUCUGAUUGCGGCUGAUUUUGAAGUUGGGUUGAAUGAUGUUGACAUUGAAAUCAAAGAUAGCUUGUUCAAUUUAGCUGAAGAUGCUCUUUUUCACUCGGAAGAAAAAGAUUUGGAAACAAGGUCUAUAAAAAGUAAUGAAUCUUUCUUGGAACAUGGACUUGUCGAUGCACUCAGUAUACAAGAUGGUGAUUCUCUACACCAGUUUACAGGUGAAGCUCAAAGUUUGAAAUCUUUAGCAAGCAUUGAUUGGCCAGGGCACAGUACUGAAAGAAUGGAAGAAAGUUUGAGUAGCAAUGGUGCUAUUGGGGGAAGCAAGACUGUAGAUGGUGAUUUGGUGAAUGGUGUAGUAGAUGGUGCCAUUGGCGACGGUAUUCAUGGUGAUGAUGGUAGCAGAUAUAUUGAUGAUAUUGCUGAUGAUGUUGGUUACGAUAUUGGAAGUGAUGAUGGUCGUAAUGGUAUUGCUACUGUUUUUAAUGGUGGUGGCGAUGGUACCAGAGAUAGUGAUGGUUACAAUGUCAAUCAGGGUGAUGGUCCUAGCAUAUGCGUUAUUGAAACGGGAAGCCCUGAUGCUGAUGGUCAUCCAGAAAUAACCCUGCCAACCAUCGACCUAGUACCAGCACCAGAGCUACAAGCACCACACAUAAGUCUUAGCAGUCUUCAGGAUGAAGUAAGACUGGUAGCAACAGAAGUGCUCUCAAGACCUAAAUCAGGGCGGACAUUGACUGAUGAUGCAGAAAUGGCGACGUUCUUACUUCUGGAAAGAAUGCAAGGCUUACUAGGUCCUGCUAUAACAGCGAACACACGAGUUAGUUCAGCGGCUCCGAAGAAAGUUCGCCCACUAGGUCAACCCAGGAACAGCGAGGCCAAAGGAAAGAGAAGAGCAAGAUCUGCUGAGGCUACUUUAGCAUCAAGAAAUAUUGCUCCUGAUGAAGAACAGGUUGAACAGGUUCUUGAGACCAAGGAAAAGCCGGCUGAACAAGUUUCUGGUAAGGAGCAAGAAUUGCCAGUAGAAGGUGAUUCUGUGAAAGAAACUGAUGCAAAAGAUCUCAGUAUCGAUGAUGUCGUCGUUACUGUGGAAACGGUUGAAGAUACUGGGCCAGUUGAAAAGAGUGAACCUCCCGCACUGACCGCUACUCCGUCACCAGAAAAGACACAGCAGAUAGUCGAGGAUUUACAACCAGAGGUUAAGAAAGAAGUGAUCACCAAGCCAGAUGAAGCCAAAGCAAAGGAAACAGCUGUGAAAGCAGGAAAAGUGAAAAAGACUGGAAAUGGUAAACGUGUUGCGAAAGGAAAAAAGAAAAAGCCUGCCAAUGGGCGUGCGCGAAACGAACCGGCCAAAACUCCCCCGUUCCAUGCAGGUUUGGUGCCCGAAUCUAAACCCCCGAAAGGUUUGGAAGAAAAAGCGGGCGGGGCGCGCAAGAAGGGGAAACAAAUCAGUCCGGAUUUGCAGGAAAAAUCACAACCUAAAACAACUGAUAAAGUUUCCGAGAAUGAAACCCAGCCUCCUGAAACAUCAGCUCGAGUAGAUUCCGAGACGGGGGAGGUGGAACACGGGGUCUCCCCAGUAAGAUCAGAGAGGUCUUCAUCUCUUGCUGGAAGUAACGCUCCCCCUGGUGGAAGAAAAUCUGUUUCCCAUCAGGACCAAAUGUCGCGUGCAGGAACUGGUUCCUCGCGUUCUCAAAUCGAAUCCCCACGUGAGAAAUCACCCCACGAGAGGCUGUCUUCUUCACGUGACAAGACUCCAUCGCCACGUCAAAAAUUACCUUCGCCACGUGAACAGAAGGCCUGUCCACGUGACAGGGACGCGGUGUUUGACGAAACCACAAAUGUAAAGAGUGAAAACGCAGUAACGGACGUCGCAACGGAACCCGAGCCGUCACCAACACGAGAAACCUCGCCGGAGGUCGAGCUAACGGAAAAACAACGCAGAGCAAACGCUCGGGCUGCCCAGAGAGCAGCCGCUGCCGAACGUCGCCGACUGGAGGUCGAAAGGAAACGACGAGAACGCGAAGAAGCACGGAAACGAGCUCAGGAAGAAGAAGCAAGGUUGGAUACUUUGCGGAAAGAAUCUGAAGAAGAAAUGAAAAAGAGGGAAGAGGAACGAAGAAUUCAAAGGGAGGAAGAAGAGCGGGAACGCUUGCGCCUUGAGGCAGAGCAAAACGAUCGUGCACGACAGGAACGUUUGAUGAACGAACGGCAACGUCAAGCACGCGAGGAAUGGAAACGGAAGAAGGAACAGUUGCUCGCGCAACGCAAGUUCGAGGAAGAACUGCGCAAGGAGAGAGAGCGCGUCGAGCUGGAAAUCGAAGAGGAACGCAGGCGAGAGUACGCGGAAAAGAUCGCGCAUUUGGAAGAAGAGGAACAGCAGAGACUCCUGGAGGAGCGGAGACUCGAGGAAGAAAGAAUAAAACGAGAAAUACAAGAAGAGAAAGAGCGACGUGAAGCAGAAAGACUUCGGAUGCUUGAAGAAAGAAGACUGAUGGAGGAAGAGCUUGCUGCGGCAAGGAUGAGACAAAUGGAAAGACGAUCAUUCCUACAAACGCUUCUCCAAGAUUUUCAGAAUUUGUUGCUGGAUCAGAGAAUCACAAGAGCAUUCACCUUUUCCUACUUCGAUAUCAUGCCGUGGUUUAAAGAUAGAUGGAGAGAUCUGGAAGAGGAUAGACCCAGAUCAAAGAGACCUUCGACGAAACUGGAUACUGUACCCGAGGAAUCCGAGAUAGAUCUAGAAGAAGCAGCUUAAAAUGCAUGACAAGAUGGUAUCAUGGAUGAAAUGUUGGUAAAACCAAUCAUCGAGUAAAAUAAUAGUAUUUGAGUUUAACACGAUGUUACACGAGCCAAGUUUCCGGCGCAGAAAUUCAAGAAUUAUUUCAUUAAUGAUUGUUUGAAAUUUCACCUGAAAUUCUUCACAACAGGGUGAUGCGAUAGUUCUUAAGCACGGAUCGGGUGGGCCAGGAAAGGUUGUUGUCUUGGGAACGCAAGAGCUAUCGCCAGAUGUUUAAAGUCGCCAAUAUUUAAAGUGAAACACCGAGGAAACGUCGCACGUGCAAAGCACUUCAGACGAUAAAUAAUUUAGCUGUAAAUAAUAUAUAUUAAC